GUUCGCAGCUUUGGAUUCCAUCCGCUUCAGCCUUAUUGUCGGUCGAUUUUGCUUUCUUAUCCGAGCUCCACAGUCUACACCGUCAUUCUUCUACACUACACCAUCAUUACUGAAUUUUCUGCAGCUUGCGUGUCGACUGGGCUCAUUGGGAUGGAUGACGAAUAGCCUCACGAGAUCUCACCCUUCAUUGGGUCCGGACACCAACUCCGCCCCCAUGCUUUACGUCCCAUCCACGCAACAGAUUGAGGCAAAAUGGCUGAGCCCUGCAUGGCGUAUGAGAAUCUUGAAUACACCUCCGACCAUAUGACACCUCAUAGGGAUGGAAUAUCAAGCAAGUCGAUUCUAGCAUUAGAAGCUCACUUUUCCCCGGUACGGGCCAAAUUCUCCGGUGCAGCAAGGAAGCCGACGUAUCAUCACUCAAUCAAUCCCGUCCCCUCACAGCAGUUCCCAUGACUCUCUUUGUCUGUCCUUGACUAGGCGUGAUAUCAACUGUUGUCGGUGCUUUUUGUUUUUCAGCUGUCUCCCCACCGCGGAUGACUUGCUUCUAUCCACCCUGCUGUCAUCCCAACCGUUCCCUCUCCACACAACACGCCAUCAUCAACAGUUACCCUGCGAGCUUAAUUGCUGGGUUAAACCUAGAAUUGUUGGGCCAUAGUCCUUGACAUCAACUUCAACUUUCUCAUUUAACUCAUCCGUCAUGAAGGUGUUAGCGAUGGCCAGCGCAACAGGGCUACGUGAGUGCAUACGUACAUCCAUGCAUGGUUCGGAGCCGUGGUCAUGUGGAGCUGCC
Molecule: messenger RNA, 790 nt
Organism: Aspergillus eucalypticola CBS 122712
Lineage: Eukaryota; Fungi; Ascomycota; Eurotiomycetes; Eurotiales; Aspergillaceae
Exons: 2
Coding region: 253-453 (66 amino acids)
Source: RefSeq, a predicted model, not a curated record